Acytostelium subglobosum LB1 is the source of this 678-nucleotide messenger RNA. RefSeq lists its product as hypothetical. Gene Ontology annotation, molecular function: nucleic acid binding. Gene Ontology annotation, cellular component: mitochondrion. The record is from RefSeq and is a predicted model, not a curated record. NCBI's taxonomy places the organism in Eukaryota, Evosea, Eumycetozoa, Acytosteliales, Acytosteliaceae. The coding region runs from base 1 to 678 and encodes 225 amino acids. The transcript has a single exon.
AUGACAAAGGCAUGGUUCAGUGCUGGUGAUGAUGAUAUAGCCCCACCAACGAUUGUUGCUGUCGUGGAUCAACAACCUAAUGAAGUGCAACUAGAGGUGAUGGAUGAUGUAGACGUGGAAGAGGAAGAGGAGGUACAAUCAUUGAGCAACGUCAAGGUUGGAACAGACUAUGAACUGUUGACAAUAGAGACAUUGUCCAAGUAUGGACUGUCACUAAAGCGUGUUGGUGGUGCUGGUGAUAAAGGCAUUGACUUUAGAGGUGAGUGGAUGAUAAACUCCAACAAGUACUCUGUCAUUGGUCAGUGCAAGAAGGUCAAGAGAAAGACUGGUCCAUCAGUGUUGCGAGAGUUUGAAUCAACAAUGAAACGAUUUGCAGAGGUACCUUUACUCGAUGCUGGAGGUCAACAACUGCAACUACAACAACAAAGGACGUUGAUCGGUAUCAUGGCAAGUCAUUCUAGAUUCAUGGACAGUGUACAAGUGGAGAUGGACUCCUUUGAUCUUCCAAUGAUCAUGUGCCAGAUCACGGAUAAUGGUAUUCACUCAUUCAUGUUGAAUAAGGCUGCCAGACAACUGUUACCAUUCCUACGUGUUGCAAUUAGGAGGGUAACAAAGUCAGAGAGUAGUAGUAGCAGUAGUGAUCAAUCAACUAUUGAACUGUAUAGCCAUCAUGAAUAA